Porites lobata is the source of this 390-nucleotide messenger RNA. NCBI's taxonomy places the organism in Eukaryota, Metazoa, Cnidaria, Anthozoa, Scleractinia, Poritidae. The record is from the annotation of a GenBank genome assembly.
AUGAAAGAAAUGAUAAUUAAGAAUCUUUUCAAUCCUCCCAAGUAUUUUAAACAGAAUUAUAUGAAGUGUCUGAUCAUCUUGGAAGAAAGCGUCCUUGCCUGUUUGGUCCAAGGCAUUCUGGAAUGUCUGUUCACAUGGAUCCGCUUGGUACAAGUGCAUGGAAUAGGCGUUUUUUAUGUGAAAAAACUUUGGUUACUUUUUUCACCAGAAACAACAGCUGACAUUUUAGGACUGCAUGAUAGACACUGGCAGUCGGCGCGGGAAGAAGUUAUUGAGCAGAUGAGAGCAUUGUAUCCAACGAUAAAAUGCAACUCCUGGCCUCAAGACUGUCAACCACUAGUUGUGUUUCAGUAUCCUGGCGAUGUUGUUUAUGAUCGUUCAGGAUGGUGA